Messenger RNA from Alternaria incomplexa, 669 nucleotides. RefSeq lists its product as uncharacterized. Gene Ontology annotation, cellular component: mitotic spindle pole body; mitotic spindle polar microtubule; mitotic spindle. The transcript has 2 exons. Bases 1 to 669 code for a protein of 222 amino acids. Lineage: Eukaryota; Fungi; Ascomycota; Dothideomycetes; Pleosporales; Pleosporaceae. Gene Ontology annotation, biological process: mitotic sister chromatid biorientation. The record is from RefSeq and is a predicted model, not a curated record.
AUGGCGUCUACAACACCCACAACAACGCCCUCGUACCGGCGCACACGCAGCAAAUCACCACGCUCACGUCCGACCACGCCCCUCCGCCCGUCUUCCCGCUCCUCAUUACGCGACUCAUCCCAACGCGGUCGCGCUGCUUCGGCAUCUGGCAACGCGCUUGAAGGCUUACAGGACGGAUUCGCAGAGUUGAGCGACGCCAUGGCAGACCUUGAGCAAAACUUCUUGCAAUUGCAACUUAUGCACGAGAGCCUGGCACGUUUCUCAGAGAGUUUUGCGGGGUUUCUGUAUGGAAUGAACAUGAAUGCUUUUUGCGUAGACUUCCCGGAGGCUCCUGUUCCAGAAUCCUUCAAGCGCCCACAGAACCAACCUGAUCAGGGUGCCGCAAACCUGAAUCGCUCUCAAGGCCCAGAAGAUAUGGAAGCCACGUUCUUAACGACCGACACUUCAUUCGUCGACAACCCGCCGAGUAGUAAAAUCCACUCCAAAUUCCAGAACCCGCAAACACCAGCACCUGCUACGAGGACAAGUGGUGUACCUAGAGGAAGAGGGGGAAUACCACGAGCAGGCGGACGGGGUGGUAUACCUACACGCGGCGGUGCACCUAGAGGAACCAGGGGUGGUACAGGCAUAGCAAGAGGUGUCGCUGGACGGGGUCGCGGAGCACGUUGA